Alternaria rosae is the source of this 993-nucleotide messenger RNA. RefSeq lists its product as uncharacterized. Lineage: Eukaryota; Fungi; Ascomycota; Dothideomycetes; Pleosporales; Pleosporaceae. The transcript is spliced from 2 exons. Bases 173 to 889 code for a protein of 238 amino acids. The record is from RefSeq and is a predicted model, not a curated record.
UGUCAUGUGCAAGUCCAUUCACUCAUCAAAAAAGUUUCGCGAUCUAUAACUCAGGGUCUGGCUGCAUCCUGUUGAACGACCCCACGGACCCCUGCAUACCUCAAUCCACAGCACCACUUAAGCUCGAUACUGGGCUACUACGUCAUACCUCUGUACGAUCGCGAAGUUUGCCAUGUGUUAUCACAACUAUUCUCAACAUAAUGGUUGCGGCCAUAUUGGCGAAUCGCAUACGCAUCCGUGGACGCUGUGCGACACGGCGAUCCAAAAUUUGAACGCCCUCCGCGGGCCCAACUCCCCACCAAUCACUUCGCCCACAGCGAACUAUGCAUCACCACCGAAGCGCAGUUCAUCCACACGACGCUUCUUCUCGUUGAGCGGACAGCUUUCGCGGUCUUCUACUAAUGCGUCGACGAACUCGCGUCGCGCCGUUUCUGGCCCCUCAGGCGCGACAACGCCCCGAACUUCAGACUCGAGCUCAGGGUCCUACAACUAUACCAUGGCGUUGGAUUACAGCACCUUGCCAGAUCAUCAGCUCGUAGCAGUAAAAUGCGUAAACCCAAUCAAGCGCACGCAUGUUAGUAGAGAUAUGGUGGUCUGCAAAGAUUGCGCACGCGAGAUUGGCCACAUGCGCAAUAUGAUUCAGCGAUACGACAAGACCGGUAGCAUACGUGGGACCGCCGCGUUUGAGAAGUUCUUGAAGUGGGAGGGAGAAGGUGGAGGAGAAAGGGAGGGCGAUUUGACCGUACCUGUGGACGAUGACAACGAUGGCGGGUCGUUUGGGGCUAGACAGGCUAUUAUCAUGGGUCAUCCAGAGAGCGUCAUGAACGCUGAGGGGCCGAGGGGCUUGGGAACGCUCGAACGAGAGGGAGGAUUUGAUUAUCGGUAUUGAACUGCAGGGCGUCUGUCGAAGGAGUCGGAGUGAGGAGAAGCGGUAUAUGUAACGAAGACGUCGUUAGAUUUUGUAGUUUAGCACUUGCGCAACCUUUACCAUCG